Molecule: messenger RNA, 1843 nt
Organism: Morus notabilis
Lineage: Eukaryota; Viridiplantae; Streptophyta; Magnoliopsida; Rosales; Moraceae
Product: tubulin beta chain
Exons: 3
Coding region: 330-1667 (445 amino acids)
Biological process (GO): mitotic cell cycle; microtubule cytoskeleton organization
Cellular component (GO): cytoplasm; microtubule
Molecular function (GO): GTP binding; structural constituent of cytoskeleton; GTPase activity
Source: RefSeq, a predicted model, not a curated record
AGCUGAAGGUGGCCACAAAACAAAGCUUGCGUCUUGUUGUCACACUCCAUAUCCAGCUCACUGCUCUUGUUGGAGCUUGACAUACCUUCCAAACAAACCCACAUGAAAUUAUUAAUUGAAACUUUAUUAUUUUCUUCCUCAUAAGAGAGAGAGAAAAAAUCAAACUCUCAACGUCACAUCUAUCUAUCUUGCACCUACAAAAGGCCACCCCAGUUUCAUUCUUACUUGCUCUCCCCCACUUCCUCUUCUAAGCUCCUUUAGCCUUUUUUUCUCCUUCAACCUCUCAUUCACAAAUAUAAAAUAAAUAAAUCACACCCCAUUUUAAGAAAAUGAGAGAAAUCCUCCAUAUUCAAGCCGGGCAAUGUGGGAACCAAAUUGGAGGCAAGUUUUGGGAGGUUGUGUGUGAUGAACAUGGCAUUGACACAAGUGGAAACUAUGUUGGAGAAUCCCCUCUUCAGCUUGAGAGGGUGAAUGUUUACUACAAUGAAGCAAGUGGAGGAAGGUAUGUCCCUAGAGCUGUCCUAAUGGACCUUGAGCCAGGCACCAUGGACAGCUUGCGCACCGGUCCUUACGGAAAAAUCUUCAGGCCGGACAACUUUGUGUUUGGCCAGAAUGGAGCUGGCAACAAUUGGGCCAAAGGGCAUUACACUGAAGGAGCUGAGUUGAUUGAUUCUGUUCUUGAUGUUGUUAGGAAAGAGGCUGAGAAUUGUGAUUGCUUACAAGGAUUCCAGAUUUGCCAUUCUCUAGGAGGUGGUACUGGGUCUGGCAUGGGGACCUUAUUGAUAUCAAAGAUCAGGGAAGAGUAUCCUGAUAGGAUGAUGAUGACCUUCUCUGUGUUUCCCUCACCUAAGGUCUCCGACACGGUUGUUGAGCCCUACAAUGCCACGCUUUCCGUUCACCAACUUGUCGAAAACGCUGAUGAGUGCAUGGUCCUUGACAAUGAGGCUCUCUAUGAUAUCUGCUUCCGAACUCUCAAGCUCACAAAUCCCAGCUUCGGUGACCUGAACCACCUGAUCUCCACAACCAUGAGCGGCGUAACGUGCUGCCUCCGGUUCCCGGGGCAGCUGAACUCCGACCUCCGCAAGUUGGCCGUCAAUCUGAUCCCCUUCCCUCGCCUCCACUUCUUCAUGGUAGGGUUUGCGCCCUUGACGUCCCGGGGCUCACAGCAGUACCGAGCCCUAACCAUCCCAGAACUCACUCAACAAAUGUGGGACGCCAAGAACAUGAUGUGCGCCGCCGACCCCCGCCACGGCCGCUACCUGACUGCCUCCGCGAUGUUCCGUGGCAAGAUGAGCACGAAAGAAGUGGACGAGCAGAUGAUCAACGUGCAGAACAAGAACUCAUCGUUCUUCGUGGAGUGGAUCCCCAACAACGUCAAGUCCAGCGUCUGCGACAUCCCUCCGACGGGGCUGUCGAUGUCGUCCACGUUCAUGGGGAACUCGACGUCCAUUCAGGAGAUGUUCAGGCGGGUAUCCGAGCAGUUUACCGUCAUGUUCAGAAGGAAGGCUUUCUUGCAUUGGUACACUGGUGAAGGCAUGGACGAGAUGGAGUUCACUGAGGCUGAAAGCAACAUGAAUGAUCUUGUUUCGGAAUACCAACAAUACCAGGACGCUGCUGUGGCUGAGAAUGAGGACGAGUAUGAUGAUGAAGAGGCGGAGGAGAUGUGAAUGUGUAUUAUAUACAUAUAUAUAAUAUACAUGUGUUUUUUUUAUUUUUAUGGCUAAUAUACAUGUGAAGAGAAUUAUUAGUACGGAUGUUAAUAUUUGUAUUUCAAUGUUAAUAAGGGGGCAUAUAUAUGUCCAUUCGGUUCUUAUUGUAUUGGUUAUGGAUGUAUGUAUAUUUU